AUGGCUUCCAACCUCGACAUCCCGGACGAAGCGCCGCCUCCCUAUAACCCCAUUGACCCGCUCACCCCAGCUUCAAGCAUUGAAUCUGCCACAACAGCAGAUGCAGCAGAGCCGCCCUUUGAUGACAAUGAUAUUCAAAUCCCAUCCUAUGGCAGCUUAGUACCUCCUAACUUUAUAUCUGCAGUUCCAUACUUUAGGGAGCGGGCUCCAUCACUCCCUCACCAAGUUGAGUCACUGGAGCCAGUUCUCGAACAUAUGCUCACAAUCUAUCCCCGAAGCCAAUCGAAAGACUACCAGCGUUUUCCUAAAUGUCUGCGGCCUCGCUCUACCGAAAUCACCCAGCAUGACUGGAACACAUUCCUCAACUACCUAUUCCCCACCCAUCUGGCUCCCGCAGGUAGCCAGCCUCAUCUACCCCGAAAGCUUCGUGCUGAGAUCGAGCGCGAUCGCAAGGACUGUGCGCAGGAAGGUGACGACGGGCGCCAAGCAAGGAUAUACGCAGUCAUCUCCGAGUGGAACCAGUGCUUUUUUGCACCCAGAUCGGUUAGAAUUCUCUGUAUCUAUGUUUCAUCCACGGGUUCCCCACCCCCAACACAUCUGUGUCCAAAGUGUUAUCCCUCAGCUGUGAGGUCAUUGCCUGUACGGAGUGGACCUUCCAUGGAUGGAUCCAGUCUUGUCCGGACCGGAACGACCCCUGCAUUUCCAGCACAAUACUCAAACCCUCGUUGCCCGGUAGCGGGCCAUUCGAACAGUAACUCUGUUCUUACCCCAGAAGUCAGCAUAGUCACUGCGCAGGGAUCCACUUCGAUCCCGUAUCCAACUCGGUAUCGCAAUUGCGGAAUGGCGGGCCACAGCGCAUAUGACUCCAAAUCCGCCCCAUCAUUUGGAAUUACAGGUGCCAUCGUGAACUGGGCCACUCAGUUUAGUGAACGUGCCGAACAAUACGGCCAAUGGGUCGGCGAACAGGCAACUGUGCAUGGGAAGCGGGUAGAGAAAUGCAGCCAGAAGUAUGGCCGGGUGGUCGAAGAGCAGGCCAAGGCUAAAGGUGAAUUCAUAGAAAAGCAAGCGAAGUGGCUUGGAAGCAUGGGGCGAGGUCUCGGAUUCCACAGGACACAUCCCUGGGGCUCCUUCGCGAACAAGCAUCAUCACCAUGGUUUUCCGCACAGCGGCCCAUCGGCACGCCAUAACCCCAGCCAGUUUGAUCACUGUUGCACUCGCGGCUAUGCUGGCUAUGCUGGCUAUGGACAUCCAUGGGUUGGAUGGGAAAGCCGUCGGCAAAAUGGACGCACAGGACAGCUUCAGCGUCAGCGGAACGCAUCCGUCUCAUCAACGUUAUCUUCAUCCUCCUCGUCUUCGUCAUCUUCUUCGUCAUCGUCAUCUCCAUCAUCGUCUUCAGAUUCGGAUUCCUCAUUCCCGUCCUCUCAAUCUUCAUCCUCCGACAGACAUGCUGUAGGCUUUGCAGAAUUCAGAGAGAAGAUCCGUAGCAUUCGGCGGAAACACGAACAGAGUCAAAACAGCGCUCUGGUGGUGGCGCACCGUCCGGAUGUCAAUUCCCUCCGCCAGGAACUCCGUAUGCUUAGAACGGCGUACAAGCAGUUCCGCUACUGCAAGAAAAGAAACCACAGCUCCAACGUCCAUAAAUUUCCACCAUGGGCAGCUGCACGUAACUCUAGCAACAGCACCACCGGUGAUAUGGAAACCAAGGAAGCUCAAGUCGUCCUGAAACAGAAUAUACGAAACACCAAGAAGGAAUUCCGCGCUUUGGUUUCGCAGAUUAGAAACGAGAAGAAAGAGAUAUUGCGCCAAAGGCGACAGAGGAGAAAGGAAGCCAGGAGAGAAAAGAAGAAGCAGAGGAAGAAGAAUGAAGGAAAAAGGAAGUGUAAGUCUUAA
Paracoccidioides lutzii Pb01 is the source of this 1890-nucleotide messenger RNA. RefSeq lists its product as hypothetical. Bases 1 to 1890 code for a protein of 629 amino acids. The transcript has a single exon. The record is from RefSeq and is a predicted model, not a curated record.